Molecule: messenger RNA, 2022 nt
Organism: Canariomyces notabilis
Lineage: Eukaryota; Fungi; Ascomycota; Sordariomycetes; Sordariales; Chaetomiaceae
Product: transcription activator of gluconeogenesis
Exons: 2
Coding region: 1-2022 (673 amino acids)
Biological process (GO): cellular response to starvation; regulation of DNA-templated transcription
Cellular component (GO): nucleus
Molecular function (GO): RNA polymerase II transcription regulatory region sequence-specific DNA binding; zinc ion binding; DNA-binding transcription factor activity, RNA polymerase II-specific
Source: RefSeq, a predicted model, not a curated record
AUGUCCGAGAGUGAGAACGAGUACGACGACACCGAACAGCACGCUAGAGACGACGAAUACGACGACAAGAUGGCUGAGCGGAACGCAACUUCUGAGGGUGCCGAUGCCAACAGCGAGGUCAAGAAGACAUAUGACCCAAAGGACCCUUUGCGUCCUCGCCGAAAGAAGGCUAGGCGCGCUUGUUUUGCCUGCCAGCGAGCUCAUCUCACUUGCGGUGACGAACGGCCUUGCCAGCGGUGUAUUAAGCGCGGGCUGAUGGAUAGCUGCCAGGAUGGAGUCAGGAAGAAGGCCAAGUAUCUCCACGACGCGCCCCCUGAGGCGCUACGACCAGUAUUAGGCCCCAACUAUAACCCGAGCCCGCCGUCGACGCGACAUAACGGCCAGCGACAUCCCAGUGUUUCGACUUCAGAAGCGUCAUCUAGCGUGGGAGCUUUCUUUCCCCAGUCAACUGCGUCCCAGUUCCCAAUCUUCACAUCCGCGCAAGCCCCAAUAGGGAGCCUAGCGGACAACAUCCCCUUUGCUACGCAGCAGUCUCCCGUGUCCCCGUCCUUCCAAACAUCAGCCAACCCCCAAAUCAGUGGGAUAACAGUGCCCAACGUCUCGAGUCCGAUGGCAAGUUUCAACGCUCUACCAUUUGAUCCGAGCGAUCCCAACAUAUUCAACUUCAACCUUGAAGGCCUCAAUUUUGGCAGUCAUUACGGAGCCAUGGAAUUUGGCAUGUUGGGCCACAUGUCGUCCGGUGCUGCUGAGACUCCUCCCCAUGAAGCCUCCAUGUCGCGCGCUGCAAGCGGUAGCGUCAACUUUGGAUCCGGGGGAGUUUUUGGGAAUGGGGUCAACCAAUUCGACAAGGUUUACGACGGCGGCAUUAUGGAUGGCUUUCUCGGUCUCGAUGCACACUCAAACGGUGUAUACUCGCAAGGGAACCUGCAACACGGCUUACCGCACGCUUAUGCGAUUGCAGCCGGGCCAAACAGUGUCCAGAGUCCCAGUACUGAGAACAAUAGUCCGCAACCCUCUGCCCUUGGUUUCGAGGGCUCCCCAACCACGACGAGCUUUUCUACGACGACGGGCAACAAGCCGGCGAAUCCGCCAAGGCCGACCACUAGACAGUCGAACAAUCUUGCCAAGUUAGGAGCGCAGUCGAUUUUGGGGAAACGUCAACGGGAUCCCUCUUUCAUCUACGACAGUGUCAAGGAGCCAUUCGGGUAUGUGGCGAGCUUUCACAGGCUUUUCAACCUCAUCCAAAGCCGGUUCUCCUCAGCGCACACAUCCCGCAUCGCCAAGUCCUUAGCGAGCAUCCGCCCGUCCUUGCUAGCAUCCACCAGGAAUUUGACUAGGCAGGACCUGGUCUUCAUGGAAAAGUACUUCCAGCGAUCUCUUUUUGAGUACGAAGAGUUCAUGCAUCAGUGCUCCAGUCCUACUCUCGCUUGCAGGCGAACGGGAGAAGUGGCGGGCGUAAACAAGGAGUUUACGGCGCUCACUGGGUGGACAAAAGAAGUGUUGCUCGGCAAAGAGCCGAACCGUAACGUCAAUCUCGGCGGUUCCGCUUCGGAUAACGGCAACGCCAGGAGCCGACUCGGCCUGACGACACCCCGGCUCAGGAGCCUUAAUGCGGACAUGCAGGGGGCCGCAGAUGGGCCUCAACCUGUCUUUCUUGCCGAGCUAUUAGACGCCGAGAGUGCCGUCGAAUUCUACGAAGACUACUCACAGCUGGCAUUCAACGACAGCCGAGGCCACAAGACGAGAAAAUGCCGGCUCCUCAAAUACCGCACGCAAGAGAAGGCUGAGGGAGGCGGCAACGAAGACGUGCAGGCCCCACAAAAAGACCCUCGGAAUAGUAUCCUGAGCAACCGUGUCGCGAAGAUUGACGGCGAGCACGGGAUAUCGAAGCUGGAGCGAGAUGGCAAGCUCGAGUGCAGUUACACAUGGAUCAUCAAGCGGGAUAUGUUCGACAUGCCUAUGCUGUUUGUUAUAAACGUAGGUUUUCCCGGUCAUCUCGAAGUUGCGGGGCUGACUGGCUGA